AUUAUAACCGCGGUACAUAAUACGGAAAUUUUGGUUAUCCGCUUGGAUUUGAUUAUGGUUAUGACUUGUGGUGUGGUUUUGUGGUUAUGACUGUCGUAAGUUGGCGUCUGAAGUGUGAAGUGGUGUCGUAAAGUUGAAAUGUUGAAUUCCUCCUCAAAUCUUGCCGGGAAAAUCGUAAUUCGGCCCCUUCAUGAAUGUUUUUAUGAUCUAGAUCCUCAGAGACCUAGGAAGUGAUAUGUUUGAGUGCAUCAAAUGUCUUCUGUUUACCUCGCAAAACUUGCAUUGAGUACCUGUUUUGUACUACAGACCUACAGUUUGCUAGAAUAAGUAUUUAACAUCAUUAUGGAAGAAGCCACAGUGGCACCUCGUACUUCGGAUAUACCCAAAAAUGGUCUCCUCAGAAAAUGUUUCUUAUCACUGGUUGAUCGAAAGAUCCUCUAUCUGGAGAUUGAGGAAUUAAACACUAUUCUUAACAACGAACUAAUGAUGAAUACAAAAAACCUAGACAGUGACUUAACCGAUGUUCUACCGUACAUUCUAUGCUACUACAUCAAACAUUGGCCAGGAUGGCAGAGGAGUAAAGAAUAUUUUAGUGGCAAACUGCAUUUCAAAGACUGGUAUGACAAAUUCAAGCAAUACAUUGUUUUGAAAAUGAACUACGCUAUCAGAAAUGCGUAUCCAGCAGCAAUGAAAAUGGAAAGUGAAGAAAUGAAAGCAAAGCUGGAAAAGUGUAUUACAAGAGGCUCUCAAACAGAUUAUUUGAGUACCAAGGGGACAUCACCUUGUUCGAUUGUGAUAAAUUGUUCCUCAAAUGCCGUUAACACUCUAGUCUUCACAGAUUCUGAAGAAAAUAUAUCUGUCACGUUUCCACUUCUUACAGACAAUAUAGUGAUAAAAAAACAUCCACCAUUGAAGUGGCCAGAUAUACAUUUGAGAGAUUUAGUGAAUUGGCCAUAUGUGACAGUGAAAUUCAUCAGUCCUGAGUUCAGCUUUGAGAGAAAAAAUUGUGGCACAUUUCAAAGAUAUCUUGCUUUUGCAAAUAUGCAGUUUCCUUCUUUUAAACAGGAUUAUAUUGAGGAGGUGUCUAUAAUUGAUGAGAAUAGUCCUAGGUUUUGUUAUACAGCAAAAUUGUUGGGAAAAUAUGUGACUGAGUAUAUAAAUGUUCUGGAAACUGUAGGAGAGGCUACCAGAGCAGAGAUAAAUAUAAUAGCAAUACUUUUUGACGAGUUUCUGAAAGAUAUAGAGGAAAUGGGCAUGAACAAUACAAUGGCAUCAAAUAGUUCGGUAGUGUUCAAUAUUGGAAGGAACCAUUAUUCAAGGACUAAGAAGAUUACUAAAGGAAAUACUGCGAUGACAGGCAUGAAGGCGGAGGUGAACUACUGCGAAAUGUUCAUCCCAAAAAUGGCAACCUCCCUCUUCUACUUCACUCCAUUCCAGGAUACAAAAGCCAACGACGUUUCUUUCGUGUAUCUUAACGAAUUCAAAAAUAAUGUUAGGACAGAUGUGCAAGAGCUGUUCCCCAAAGUGAAUUAUAAGUGCGAGUUUUGUAAUAUUCAGCAUACGACACCCAUGAAUAUGUUGGCGCAUCUCACACAGAUGCAUUCUAUGGAACCGAAUUUUAUAUGUCCAAAGUGUACAAAGCCGCUCAGGGUUCCCAACUUGGUCCAUAGUAGGUGGAAACAUGAAUGUACUGGUAAAUGAUAAAAUCAUAUACACAUACGGAUAGUAAAAAUAAGUGUUUCCAAAAAAUGUGCGCCUCCAGAAAUUAUAAGUGUUUUUAUCUUAUUUUAUGAAUGAUGUGUCCAAAAAUCAAAUGUGAAAUUUCGCCUCAAUGCUAUGAAGUGAGUUCGAGCAUAAUUUAUAUUUUCCACGCUUUUUUCGGCGAGAAAUUCAGAUGACUUACAUGGUUCCUUUUUCAUGAAUGAUUUAAUAAACUUAAACGUAAAUGGUACAUUCGUACUUUUUGCUGGAAAUACCGCAAUACACAGGUAUACAUAAAAUUAAUACCAAAAUUGAUAGUGAUACAACCAGUCAAAAAAUGGUGUGACAAGUAAUUAUCAAUAUUAAUAGGACAAAACUUAUGGUAUUUAAAUUUUCUACAGGGAAAUAAUUUACUAAUCAGCCUGAACUCGGCAGACGAGCGAAGAUGUAUCCAAACACAGGACUUGACCUUUUCACCAGCUACAAACGAUACCGUAGUCUGGGGGUAAAUUGGUCAUUUAUUUUCUUAUUUUAAUCAUAAAAUUUUAAAAUAUGCUUUUGGUCAUUACAAGUAUCAUUUUUUACGUUUGUUUACCUGACUUCCUACUAUCGGAAAUGAAAAAUGUUUUAUAGUUUUGGCAAAGAAAAAAACUACGAUUGAUCAAAUCCAUACCUUGUUUGGGACGAAUAUCAGCAUACAUUUUAUCGAACGUACACGUCGUAUUAAACAUAUAGACUUGAUCAAUUUCAUCCAAAAUGGAAUAAUAUUGAUAGUUUAAGAACUAUUUUUCAAAAACUGAUGGUGGUGAAAUUGACCAAUGCAACUGGUAUAGGUCUCCUAAUUUUAAUAAAUAUGUCAUUUUUUCAAAUCUUUAUUUUUAAUUAACAAUACAUUGCAGUUAUUAUACCAGUAUUUUCCAACAAAACAUAACAGCAGCAUAGGACAACUUGGAUUUCUUCGAUAGUUCUUUCACGCCAAUAUCCUUUUUGAAUUGGAAAAUGAUUUUUCCAUCGCAUUCUUCCAAUUGAGGGUUAGCAAAAACCGCUAUGAUAUCCUCUUCUUCAAGAAUAAAUUGGUCAUUAACCACAACUUUAAAAGUGUCUCGCGUGGUAUUCAUCGCUUUCAUACCCAGAACUUCAAUUCCAUGAUCUGUUAUGCCCUGUAGGUUGUUUUUUUCGACUCCCUCCUAGAACAGUAACUACCAAAUAUGUUCCUUUAUAUUUUCCCUAAUUGCGGAAAAUAUCAUGUUUCUUCAUUUAUUCCUUCAGGAACCUAGUCAUCGCAAUUGUCUUGUAAAACUGGUUCUGGUUCAUCAUCAGAGUUAGAUGAUUCAUUUGGAACUGUCACACUAUUUCCUGGCUGUGUGUCUAAGCGCUGUCUCUUGAUACUGUUUCUGAUACUUUACCAAAACGUCAUCAACGUUAUCGUUUUCGAGAAUUUUUUGAAGCACACGUCCGCACCAAAAGGCAAAAGUUGCCUUGAAGUUCGAUGCCAAAUCUAAUCUAAUGGCACCUUUACCAUCAUCAGUUUUUUAUCCAUUUCAGUCGGAGCACUUGAAAGCGAAUAUAGAAAAUUGAUAGAUUGAUCGACUUUCCUGAAUUAUUCGAGCUGUUGUCCCGAAUCAUUAUUACACAGUAUGCAUGUAUGCAGUAUGCAUGAUUCAUGCUGGCCAGCACAAAAAAUUCAAAGAUAAGCAAAAUGUAAACAAUGUCGUGUUCCCAUUACCUGCUCUUAGAACGGAUCAUUGCAUUUAUUUAUCGUUAAUUAGAUCGAGGGAAAUGAAAGGGUUUGGGUGGGUUGUAAUAAUCAUUCUGGAUAACAGCUCGAAUAAUUUGGAUCGAUCAUCCUUACAUGCAAGUCGAUCAAUCUAUCUAUUAAUCUUCGCUGUCGUCCUAUAUGAUUAUUACAUACUGUAGAUGUUCGUAGAGAAAAAAUAAACGGUUCAAUUAACCCUCCAUUAGGCGCGUUGAUUAUACUAACGUAUUUAGGCGCGUGGAUUACAAUGGUAAUCCAUUUUAUUUAAUUUUUGAAAUGUAAAAAAAAUAAAGAAAAAUUAAAAUAUGCAUUUUAUCGUAAAUAAAAGGCCUUCAUUAUAUGUAAAUAAUACAUUUGGUAUACCUUUUUCAGCUCAUGGAAAUCAUAAAUUAUUAUACACGUGCUUUUUUAAGCCUUUAUAUGCAAGUUUUCAAUAAUUGUUAUUAAGUUAAACAUUAAUUUAACUAAUACAGAAACUUAAGUAUUUUAUCCUAAAUAAAAGUGUUUGCCAACUUGAAUAAAUGCAAUAAUAACAAAUUAUAUAAUAUACAAAACGAAAAAUAGCAUGUCGAAUAUUUGCUACUUUUUACAUUGACAAACUAGACGUACACACUUCCACCAUAUCGUCGCCUUUCUCACGAAGUGUUCUAACUAACAAAAUACCAAAAGUUGAGAUAACCCGCAUAUAGGUGUAUUAUUCCAUGCAGGUUAAUCUGACGAAGAAGCAUAACUAUAUAUCUAUUAGUGUGGGCAACACACCGUUAGCCCCUGGGUGUCUUAUAUGCAAAGGUAAAUUUAUGAUUCCCACGAAGAGACCUAAAUGAAGAUAAGUCCCUUAGUGUCCAAUAAUCCUUGUUAGUAUACGCUCCUCGGUGGUGGAAUCAUGGCCAAAGUGAGGGAGAAUCUGCUCACAGUGCAUUCAUACGGCGAUAACGGGAAUUGGAGAUCCUUUUUGAACCCUCAUAACUCUAUCCGGUUUUUUGAUUCGCCAGAAAACGUCAACCUUAUUUAGUAAUUCCCAAUGAAUUUUUUGACUUCAAGAAACUUUCAAAAGAUUUAAGAAUAUUGUCCACACGGCAAGCUGAGGAGGGGCAAAAUAUUAAACGGAGUUCAUUGUAAUAAAAGACACGCCCACCAAAAUAUUUUUUAAGUCUAGCGACCACGAUACUAGUUAUGACAGUAUUGAGUUAAAAAGGCUGAUGAGAAAUAGUAAUAAUAUAAAUGAUAUUAAACUAGAACAACUUAAAAAUAACAAAAAAGAAGUACUCCGACUUAAUUUCGUUAUGUAAAAUCCGAAAACGCCAGAAAUCCAAAACUUUUACAAAAUUUGGCACAUGAAACGGAAUGAAUUACUGAUAAUUUUGCCUUUUUGAUGUAUCACAACACAACAUUUGCUGGUAAUAUGUCAAAAUAUAAUAUUUAAGUUAGUUGCUUUUCUUUUAGUUUUUAUUUCAAUAAAAAUUGGUUUGACGUUUCGAGUUGUUUUCUUCAUCUAAUCACGUCAUAUUUUUGUCAUAAUCUACAUCAAUUUUAGGCAUGGACAUUGAGGAAAAUAUUUUAGGGCGUAGCCAAACUUCAAAAGUCGAUCUGAACUUUUUUACAUAAACUUUGCUGUCAGCAGAC
Molecule: messenger RNA, 5080 nt
Organism: Acanthoscelides obtectus
Lineage: Eukaryota; Metazoa; Arthropoda; Insecta; Coleoptera; Chrysomelidae
Source: the annotation of a GenBank genome assembly